This is a messenger RNA of Sorghum bicolor (sorghum), 2230 nucleotides long. Its product is annotated as leucine-rich repeat extensin-like protein 3. Bases 69 to 1910 code for a protein of 613 amino acids. NCBI's taxonomy places the organism in Eukaryota, Viridiplantae, Streptophyta, Magnoliopsida, Poales, Poaceae. The record is from RefSeq and is a predicted model, not a curated record. The transcript has a single exon. Gene Ontology annotation, molecular function: protein binding.
AUAUAGCCGCUCCUCCCUCCCGGCUUCCCAAUCCACUCCGCCGCGCCACUCCCAAUGCGCGCGCCGCGAUGACGACGCCACCACCGCACAACACGACCCUCCCAGUCCUCCUCUUCCUCCUCCUCCUCCUCGCCACAGCGUCGUCGUCGGCGGCGCCAUUCGCCAGCCGCGGCGGCCUCAGCGCGUCGGACGCCGCGCACAUCAGGCGGCGCCAACUGCUGCAGUACCACAACGACGAUGGCAGCGACGACGGUGGCGUGGUGGUGGACGCGUCGUACGCGUUCCCGAACCCGCGGCUCCGGGACGCGUACGUGGCGCUGCAGGCGUGGAAGCGCGCCAUCCUCUCCGACCCCUACAACGUGACGGGCUCAUGGUCGGGGCCCGACGUGUGCGCCUACGGCGGCGUCUACUGCGCGCCGUCGCCGCAGGACCCGGGCCUCACCGUCGUCGCCUCCGUCGACCUCAACCACGCCGACCUCGCGGGCCACCUCCCCGAGGCGCUGGGCCGGCUCGCCGACCUCGCCGUGCUCCACCUCAACUCCAACCGCUUCUGCGGCCUCGUGCCGCGGUCGCUCCACAGGCUGCACGCGCUCCACGAGCUCGACCUCAGCAACAACCGCUUCGUCGGCGGCUUCCCCGACGUCGUGCUCCGCCUGCCCAGCCUCCGGUACCUCGACCUCCGCUUCAACGACUUCGAGGGCCCCGUGCCCGGCGACCUCUUCGACCGCCCGCUCGACGCCAUCUUCAUCAACUCCAACCGCUUCCGCUUCCGGAUCCCCGACAACGUCGGCAACUCGCCGGCGUCCGUGCUCGUGCUCGCCAACAACGACUUCGGCGGCUGCCUCCCGGCGUCCGUCGCCAACAUGUCCGGCACGCUCGACGAGAUCAUCCUCAUGAACACGGGGCUCAAGUCCUGCGUCCCGCCGGAGCUCGCCGCGCUCACGGGCCUCACCGUGCUCGACCUCAGCUUCAACAAGCUCAUGGGCGCCAUCCCCGACGAGCUCGCCAGCCUUCGCAGCAUCCAGCAGCUCGACCUCGGACACAACCGCCUCGUCGGCGACGUGCCGGAGGGGAUCUGCCGCCUGCCGCACCUCCAGAACUUCACCUACUCCUACAACUUCAUCACCGGCGAGCCGCCCGCCUGCCUGCACGUCAAGACCCUCGACGACCGCCGGAACUGCAUCCCCUACCGCCCCGACCAGAGGUCGCCGGAGCAGUGCAGCUUCUUCAACAACCACCACGUCAACUGCGAUGCCUUCAAGUGCAAGAAGUUCGUCCUGCCGUCGCCACCUCUGCCGCCACCGUCUCCUCCUCCGCCAUCGCCACCUCCACCGUCGCCGUCUCCUCCGCCACCUUCGCCUCCGCCACCAUCUCCUCCGCCGCCAUCACCAUCCCCUCCCCCACCGUCGCCUCCUCCACCAUCUCCUCCGCCACCUUCGCCUCCUCCGCCGUCUCCUCCACCCCCAUCGCCAUCCCCUCCUCCUCCUUCUCCGCCCCCACCAUCUCCUCCACCACCAUCCCCAUCCCCUCCUCCUCCUUCUCCCCCACCGCCGUCUCCACCUCCACCAUCCCCAUCACCGCCACCUCCCUACUACGAGGUGUCACCAGAGGAACGGUACCUCUCCCCGCCGCCUCCGGCCUACACCGAGGUCCCACCGCCGCCCUACUACGAGGUAUCACCGGAGGACCGGUACCUCUCGCCGCCGCCGCCUCCAGUCCACCACGACCCGCCACCUCCGCCCUACUACGAGGUGUCUCCGGAGGACCGGUACCUCUCUCCGCCGCCGCCGUCCCCGGCUAGCUUGCCCAAGUACGACUACUCGUCACCUCCACCGCCACGGGCAUUGCCCAAGCUGCCCGUGUACGACUACUCGUCGCCGCCACCGCCGGCGGCCGGUUCGACACCGUAAAGAAAGAAAUGAUUCUAUCGAGGAGAUUUUCCCUUCCUUGUGAUCAUACUACAUUGUUUUAAUUCGUUGUGGUAAAAAGAAAACGUUACUGAAUUAAUCCUUUGUUUCGUUUCCUCUUUCCUUUUGUAUUUAAAAUUUUCUUCUUGGAUCUUUUUCCUACUGAUGAUGAUCAUGAUUGAUUUGGUUCGAAAUCCGCUGCAAAUUCUCCAUUCUGAAUGGAUAUAAUGGGUAUAGAGAAGAAGAUGCAGAGAGUGACGAGAGAGUUGUAAUCGGUACACAUUUGGAUUAAGAUAUGGGGUAUACAUAGUACUCUCUCCGUC